Molecule: messenger RNA, 1659 nt
Organism: Pyrus x bretschneideri (Chinese white pear)
Lineage: Eukaryota; Viridiplantae; Streptophyta; Magnoliopsida; Rosales; Rosaceae
Product: WD repeat-containing protein 74
Exons: 12
Coding region: 92-1414 (440 amino acids)
Biological process (GO): ribosomal large subunit biogenesis
Cellular component (GO): nucleolus; preribosome, large subunit precursor
Molecular function (GO): protein binding
Source: RefSeq, a predicted model, not a curated record
GAACUUCUCGCAGCUCAUAACUUUUUGAGGGAGCUAGGGUUUAAGGGUUUUUCUCCUUCCCCGAUCUCUGCGAGUGAGAGUUGAGCAAAAUAUGCCUCGUACGACCACACUCGAGUGCCCAGGUUGUCCUCCACUUCGAGCUCUAACCUUCGACGAGCUCGGUCUCAUCAAAGUUAUUGAAGCUCGGGGUAAACAAGGAAGGGCAGAACCAAAGUUGGUUGAGAGGUGGGGCGACCUAGAUUCGUCGAAAAGCGUGCUUGCCGCCUCUUUGGAUGACCGAAAAUCUGAUCCGCUGCUAGCUGUUGCAAGGAGAAAUGGGACGAUUGAAGUUCUUAAUCCUCUUAAUGGGGAUCUCCGUUUCUCUGUUACCAAUUCUAGUAAUGACGGGGUUCAACCUGAAGAUGACCCUGUUGCCGGAUUACAUUUGCUUGCCAAAAAGAAUUUGGAACUGGCUUCAAGGUCUUGCACUUUGCUUACAUGUACAGAAAAAGGAAAUGCAAGCAUAAGAUCCUUUGAAUUGACUAAACCAGCAUCAGAUGUUACUUCGACUGGAUCUUCAAGAACAUGGAGUGUGGGUGCUGGUGGAAAUAUCUUAUGUUCGAAAGUAGAUGGAAGUGAAAACUACUUUUUAUUUGGAGGGAAGCGUGUUGAGAUGAAUGUCUGGGAUCUUGACAGCUGUGCCAAGAUUUGGACAGCAAAACCUCCUCCUAAAAACACCCUUGGUAUCUUUACCCCAACUUGGUUUACAUCUGCCACAUUUUUAAGUAAAGAUGAUCAUCGGAAAUUUGUUGCUGGCACCAACAGUCAUGAGGUUUGUCUCUAUGACAUUUCUGCACAGCGAAGACCUGUCAUAUCAUUUGAAUUCCGAGAGACCGCUAUUAAAUCUGUAGCGGAAGAUCUAGAUGGCUAUACAAUCUAUGUAGGGAAUGGAUCUGGUGACCUAGCUUCUUUUGACAUACGCACAGGGAAAUUGUUAGGAUGCUUUUUGGGGAAGUGUUCAGGUAGCAUAAGAUCCAUAGCAAGGCACCCAGACUAUCCAGUGAUAGCAUCAUGUGGAUUGGAUAGCUAUCUACGGCUUUGGAAUGUGAAGACCCGGCAACUACUCUCUGCGGUUUACCUGAAGCAGCCUCUGUCAAACGUUCUUUUUGAUUCCAAUUUCGCCGAUGAAGAAGCAGGAGUUGUCAAUCCCCCUGCCAAUCGGCUGCUGCAUGGAGAGCAUAUUGCGGCUGAGAGGGAUGAGGAUGAAACACCACCCGUGAAAAGGAAGAAAUCCAAGGAAAAGAAAGGAAGCAAGAAGGAAGCUAAAGCAAAAGGUGGAAACAAUGAAGCUUGUGAAGAAGAUGGAGGCAAGAAAGUGAAAUCCAAAAAAAGUAGCAAAAGGUUAAAACGGGAAGAUGCUGAUGACUUAUCGUGAUCCCGACGGGGCCAAAAGGAUGGAGCAUAUGCUCAAGCAACCGGGCAGAGACCCAGGACCAAACAUGCCGAUGAGGAAAGGCAAUUGCGCCCUGACAAAUUUUUGAUAGGAAAACUUAAGCAACAUUGUAAAUUGUCUCUUUCGGAAAUCGGAUAGCUGUGCUAUUUAAUCAGAUUGGUGUUGAACUGAAAGUGAAAUCAGUAUUUGUAAUCCAACGAGCAUCCUCCCCAAACUCGUUCCAGAUU